CCCAAGUGGGGUAUUAGAAUGUGCACGAAAAAAAUGAAAAUAUACAAAGAAUUGAAAGCAAAAAAAAACAUGAAUAGGGUGAAAUCGAAACGACUUAUUUACGAUCAGAGUGUUGCAGGCAAAUGGUUAAUCGUCUAGGAUAAUGAGACUACAUCAGGUUCUGACUGGCGCUGCGAAUACAAGCGAAAAUAACGCGUCUGUAGCAUAUGGAUGUGUAGAAGACCACCCAUUUAUUGUGAGUAAAUGUCGUGUUUAUUUGAGACUUUGCCCGUUUUCAUGCAAUCGGUUGUCUUUGGGAUUUAUUUGAGGUUUUAAAUGGCUAGUUAAGAUAGUGAUUUGCCCUGAUUUUUUCAUAAAUCUAGGUAAUUGAAGUUAAUUUGUUAUAAAGUCAAUGUACAUUUGGUCUGUAGCCAAGCAUGACCUUUGAUGAUCGUCAUAUUAUUAUAAUAUUUUCCGAUCACAUGAUAAUAAAGGGGUUGUUAGAUUCCUAUAAUAGUUUAUUCAUCUUGGUUUUCUAAUUAUAAUUUCACACAAUCCAUGUGUGGAGAUUCCAAAUAGACCAACACAGAAGAACUCUUACUGGAUGUCUAGGAAGAACAGUUUAGAACUAAUAGAGCUAUAUCUAGUAUUUAAAUUUAGUUUAUAAAUCUAAUUGACCCCGGAAGUGCUUACAUCACACAAUUUUCAAUCCAUCCCUGACUGGAAAGUUUGGAAAUUGUGCGGUCGAGAAUUCGAAAAUUUAAUAGUAUAAAUAUAUAGAAGGCAUCAAAAUUGCGCGCCUGAUAUCUCGGCCGCCUAUUACAAACUUUCCAUAGUGGAAUCCGUCUAAACAUUAGGUAUAUGCAAAGCAAUGUGGGAUGCAUGUGGGUAAAAUAUUCACUGUUUGACCAUGACAUAUGGACUUUCUAAGGUCAAUUGGGUAAUGUACAUCUGUGUACAAUUGUAUAUCCUGGUUUCCAGAUCUCUACCAGUUCUAGUUAGGAUCUUGGUAACUGGAUGGAUAACUCGUAAAAAAUAUAUUUCCCUAAAUGUUCCUGUACAUCCAUUCAGGUCUAUAGUUCGGGCUGUGAUGUUGUCAUCUUGGACAGUAAAUUUGAACGGGUUCAGAUCGUCACUAGACAAUGUGCUACAAGCAACCAUGUUGGCCUGAUAUCUUGCUCAGAAACUGAUGGAAAAGUAAGAGGAUUGAAAUAACCAGAUCUGUUGGAUAGACAUCCUUUUAGGUUUAACCCAUUAAGUUACAGGGCUUUCUCAUUGAUGAGUAAAAUUGUCUGGCGUUAGACAAGUAAAAAAUAAGUAGGGCAAACUGGUGCACAUUGCGGCUCAAUGGGUUAAUGUUGCUAGCAGUUUCACUUGCCCAUAUCAAAGAAUCUAGACAAUGUCAAAAGUAACUUUUCAAAGUUGUAACUGUACCAUUAUACAGACACUUACAGUGAUAAAAAUUCACACUUUGUGGCAUGUGUAUGCCAGGGGUGGAUCUACCACCUGCCCCCCAUAGUGGUGUCCAGCACCCCCCUUGAAGAAAACUCUCGGUUAUGAAUACUACUUAUUAUAUUGAAACAAUUUACAAUUGAUUUUUGAAUACACAAGAAAAUAUUCGGCACCAAUACGGUGGGUCACCAUAUUACAUAGCACUUUUCUUAAUUUUUGCCCUCAAUACAAGUACUGUGAGGACAAAUUUAACGAAUAAUUCUAGUGCUCAGAAUGUAGGAAAUGGCAUUUCAGGUUUUCAAAUUUCAAAAAUUUUCUGAGUGAGAAUGCCCCCGGACCCCCAUAGUAUUGCAACUCCUUCUGGAAAACCUCCACCCCCUCUAACAUAUCAGGCCAGAUCCCCCCCUGGUGUACGCCCUCAGAAUUGAGGCGAUACGACAAAAAAGGUGGAAAAAUUACUAAUGCAUGAUAUAUGCCCAUUGCCACCAAAUUCACUAAGUAACAUAUACAUAUACAGGCUGAAUUUACAUAAAUACUUGGCUACCUUAUAUAUAUGCUUACACUAUCCGUACAGUGGUUGUGUUAAUAGGCAACACGGUAAAAGUAGGGUGGCUUAAUGGGACUUAAUACAUUUUAGAUCGCAGUUGCUUAUGGGAAGAAGAUCAGAGUUUUUGGUCCAAAAACAACGGAUGCAAGUUCUCAAAACAAAGUAAGUAAAGCUUGACAAAUUAUUACAUAAAUACGUAAUACUUGACAAGCAAAGCUAUAAUUAAUUAAAUACAAUAAUUAUUAGUUGAAAAUAUAUUGAAUAGUAUGUCAUUAUUCAAUAAAUUCUGCCUAGUUGGAUACAGGGCAUGUUCAUGGCAACUGGCACGGUUGUUUACACUCCUGAAACAUCUCAGCCAAUCUACCAGUAAUGCCUAGAAUAUCCAAUGCUUGAUUAUAAUGAGAUUUAUUUGUUUUGCUAGUCUUUGCCAUUUCAAUGGUCCUUGGUGUCUGAGAUAACAACAAGCUACACCUUGAACUGUCUGUCGUGGGAUAGAGAUGGUUUGUAUAUUGUUUGUGUUUGGCAUAUGAUGAUAAACUGUUGACAUUUAUACGAGCAAGAAAACUGAUUAAACUACAUCACUCAAUUCUUAGUAUACAAUACAAGACUACUACAUGUAUAAUGAAAAAAUUAACAUGAUUUUCUCACUCUGAUAACUACAGGUAGACCACCAUCAGCUGUACGAUAGUGCUUAGUGAAAUUGACUAAUCUGAAGUCUGAACAGCAUUUCUUUGAAUAAAUAACUCUUUGUUUUCUUCAGGAAGGCGACUUCUUACCGGGGGUGACCUUAUUGAAUUAUGGAUAGAAUCUGACCAGAGUACGUUUCGACAAGUUUUUUGGAAGAGCGUGUGGAAAUGCGAAACACCUACUCCAGUCUAUUAUAUUGAGUUCUCAUCUGAUGGAGCGUAUUUUGCAUCAUUUGGCAAGGUUUGUGUGUCUAAAUUGUGUGAUUUAAGUUUACUUGGGUGCGAUGAUUUAAGAUUUUUAGUCGUAUCUGACUGGUACGCCAAUAGUUGUUGCCGCGUACUUGCGCUAGUACAAAUUCAGUAUUCAAUGUGUACUUAGUCUUUAAAAAUAAGGUCAUAUAAAAGUGCAAGUUUCUGAAACGUAUGUUCAGACUACCAGGUAGAAAAAGAAGCACAAUAUUAUUGCAAUAUACAAACAAUCAACGUUUCUUCGUGCCAUCAGUCCAUUCAUGUUUCAUGCCAAGACGUCUCAGACACAUGAUAUACCAACUAAAUUACGAUAUGGCAAGGUCAUAUGUUGUACCAGCAAAAAGUUACGUGGAGCUUUGUGAUGUUAUUGUCGCUACCUAUGCCGACACAGACCAUUCUACUUUUAACUAGUAUUUCACUCUGUCCAUUGCGGAAGAUUUUGCUCAUCACUCAUCAGGGAAAGUAUUCUUCUUUGAUGGGUUAAUAUGUGGAUUUUGUUUCUAGAAUGACUGCCUGGUGAAAGUAUGGUUUGAAGUUGACAAAGGUGUGUGUCUCAGUUUGUAAAGUUUCAGUGUAAUGUACAACAAAACCCAAACUAAGAUUCAAAUUCUUAUUUUCUCUCUUACACGUCAGGUGAUGCAUCAAAUAACGAGGAGGAGACGCCUUAUUAUGAUUUCUUGUAUAUCCCGCAUCCACGUCCCGUCACUGGAAUGUCGUGGCGAAAGACAAGUCCCUUUAUGCCUCGGUAACUUUGCUUUUGAAUUGUGUAUUUUUAACUCUACUAGCCUGAUUUUCACUCUACUAGCCUGUGAUUCCGGUGCAGCGCUCUAACCAACUGAGCUAAAGGGGCCGGUUGUUCAAAGCUGGAUUAGCGCUAACCCUGGGUUAAAAUUUAAUCUGCUGUCUUAGUUUAUGUAUUUCUGCACGUCUGUUUAUUUCAAAACGUCAGAAGAAGAAAACUCCUGCUGAUUCAGACAAGAUCUCCGAAUAAAUUUAUAUACAAGCUGUUAAAUUUAUAUACAAGCUAGAAGUUUGCUUUGGAUUUUGGUUAAAGAGUUCUAACCACAAGUUCUUAUUUAUAUAUACAGUAUAUAGUAAGUGAUGCCAGUAUAUCGAGAUUUUUGGGCAUUUCUAUCAAGCGAGAUACAUACCAUAUCUUAUACUAGCGUCACUCACAGUAUUAUAUAAGACAACUGGAGUCUAUUGCUCAGUUGGGCUGACGUCGAAAUUGUAAUUGUUGGUUAUAUUUGUUUAGAAAUUGCGUUGCAAACGUGCUGUUAACUUCGUGCGUGGAUAACGUUUGCCGUAUCUGGUGUGAGACGUUGGAGCAGAAAUCAAAUCACGAUUCACCGGACGACCUGAGUCCAACUCACUGCGAACGACAUCGGUUCAUCCCGAAAUCAAAGUACAUCACGCACGAUGUUUCCACUUACGAUUCUGACGACUUCCAAACCAACCAUCAUUUUCACAUAGCUGCCAGUAUCGACCCAACGAAAGAUAUUCCAGUGAUGUCGACAGUAACUUAUUUCACCGCUACGGAAAAUCAUAGUUCCUUUGUGCUACAUUGGGUGAACAAUAAAGAAAUGUAUAUGACAUCUAUAGCAAACUUGUUGUUAGGAUCUCCUAGUGUGACUGUCGAAGUUGAAAGUGCUGGGAGUGAAUUGUCUGUUGGAAGUGGAAACAUGAUGGAUAGUCCGUAUGUUAAUCUGACGGGAGAUGAGGACGUCGGGGAGACUGGCCAGGCUGAUAAGAACGAAGGUAAUGUGUAUUGUAUAUGAUGUAAGGUAUCUAUCAUACACGAGAAAUAGCACGGUAGCACAGAAUAGAGAGAAACAGAAGAUCAUACUAUUCUGACACUGCAAUCGACCAACGAAAAAUCCGUUGGCUCGAGCGGGAUUUGAACUCGCAUCUUCGGGUAUCUAGACCGCCGCUCUACCCAUUGAGCUAUCGAGUCAACGACGCGACAAGCGUUAAGUCGUCACGAAAAUAUUGCGUGCACUUAAAUUAGAUAAGACUCGCUACCAAUCCCCGUUGACUCGAUAGCUCAAUGGGUAGAGCGACGGUCUAUGUAGAUGAUUUUGGCGUAACCGUCAUCAAAAUGCUGACGCCAUGGUUAUGUGAGGCAUUCAUACCCCUAAUAAUAUUCAAAAUAGCGGACGUCCAGGGGGGUGAACGCCUCUCAUAAGCGCACUGGCUAGGACCAUGGCGUCAGCAUUUUGAUGACGAAUCAUGCCGUGGCAGCGGUUAUGCUUUUUUGGCUGAGUCGACCUAUUAAUUUAACAGUAUUAGAGAGAGUCUUAAUUUAACACAUUUUCGUGUUUUAGGAAAUUCUACAAGCGUCCAGAUGGCAUCUUUUCCUCCAAAUGAAGACGUUUAUCUAAAAGAUGACCCUGAAUUUCACAAUGACAACUUAUUAUCCCAAUUCAGUUCACUUCUCCGUGACUGGCAAAGCACUCCAGACUCGCUGCUUGCGAUCAACCCUGCGGAUGGUUCACUUCUUAUGUUUCUAGUCGAAUCAUUGGAUUCCGCCCUGGGCGCCGACUUUAAACAAAGUCAAAUCAGCUUCUCGUCAUGUAUACCUGACGUGUUCCCGUCUGCAGACGCGCAUUCAUUACUUCAGAACCUCGUCCUCUACCGCUUACCUGGAAAGCUAAACAUGCAAACGAGUAACCCUACUGACCACUCUGGUAUAUAUACACAUGGCCGUUCAACCAAGACUUCAAUUUUAGGACAAGCUUCGCCAAGUCUGUCCCUAGUGUCAGUUGAAACCGGUGCACACCCCCCUGUUGCAAUGAUAACAACACACAAGGAUGGCUCUAUGAAUCAGUGGCAAGUUGACUUCGCAGAUAAUACCGCUUUCUCGACACUCAUCUCCUUGUCGCAUCUAACCCGGCUCUCUGGUCACCGUUUCCCAUUAACAGGCAUGUUCCCGCAUCCUUCGCUGCCAUUAUUGUUGUCAGUGUCAACUUUUACAGCUAAAAGUGAAAAGAUUGCAGAGUAUGGGGGCUCGGAGGGUAAUGCUGGGGGAUGCAGGGAUCAGCAAAUACUUGGAGAUGGUAAGGACGAUGAGAAACAUGGUACACAGGAACUUGGAGAUUGUUGUCAGUUUCAAAACAGUCCGGAAUCCAAUGAACACGCUGAUAACUCAACGUCAAAUGGAUUUACAUUCAGUGAACUAAUUCUCUGGCAGUGCGAUAGUGUGUUUCCACUUUCUCAAACGGGAGGAAUUAUGGAACUGGCUAAAUUAACAUCCACAACUCAAGACGCUUUCGACAAGAUUGCCUGGCUGCCCAAGCUCUUCAUUCACCCUCUUCUUACGUUUGAUAGCUCAGUUGCUCUUUCCCCCAAGUCAGUCUCCCCUUGUGCAUGUUUCAUCGCCUCGGACGAUACUGGACUACGGUUCUACCAAGUAGUUUUGGACGGGCGAGCUUUGCUUGAUUUCCUGUCUGGAAAACAAAACUACAGAAGACGACCUGAGCGAUUUAAUAGCUUCAAUAGUGAGGAUGGGGAGGGAUAUACUACUAGUUACCCCGCUGUAUCCACCGUUAACCAUUUGUUACAUUGUAUUGUCAGCGACCAAUCAGGACCGAAGCCUGGAAGUGUAUUGAAACUAUGCCGACUCAAGAGUUCAAGAGAUGUACUCAGAAAUCCACUCUUUCUCCACGUAUUUUCAGAGCAUGCUAUUGCUGAGGGUUGUUCACCCGGUGGGACAAAGUGCCCCCAUGAUGAUCUAUUUGAAGAUAUUUUUUAUCUACUGGCAUUAGAGAAUACCCAACCCCCCGGUGAUAAUAGGACAAGAUCAGCCUCCCAGGGGGGUGAGACACGGACAAUGAUUCAUAUGUGGAGAAUUGAGAUUACAACGAGUAACAAAGACGAUAGUGGGUCGACGAGUGAGUCGCCUUUUAGCCCGCAAGAUCCUGCGCCCGCAACUUCGUUUUCAGACCUCCAAGAGAACCUUAAAUGCGGGAUCAGAUCACGUAAAGUGUUGACGACAUACCUCGAUCUCCCCGAUGGCGUGUAUGUUACUAUGGCAACGGCAUCUGCAAACACUUUAUCAGCGGUAUCUGAAAAUCGCGUAUGCUCAAUGCCGUUCUUGAUAUCUACGACUUGUUCCGACGCUGUUUUACGAUUCUGGUCGUGUGAUGUUCGAGAUUUGUCGGAAAGCAGUUCAGAGUGGACUUACUCUUGGACCGAGUGUAGCAUUAGGAGGCCUGGGACUAGCAUAGAGAAUCCUGACACGCUCGCGGGUAUUGAUGGGAUACCUAUAUCCAUGGACUGUGCCAAUACUGGCAGAAUUGCUGUAGUUGUACGUAAAGGUAACUACAUUGCGAUAGAAUUGUUUUGUCUUUCAAAAUAAACCAAGUGACUGGCUAUUGAAACUUCGUACUAAAACUAACUUUAUUUAUACUGGAUAGCUCUAUCAGUUCUAAACUGUUCUCUUUAGAGGUCCAGUAAAGAUCAUCUCUUAUUGAUCCAGUGUUACUACAGGAGGAAACCUAAACUAAACUAACUUUAUUUAUACUGGAUAGCUCUAUCAGUUCUAAACUGUUCUUCCUAGAGGUCCAGUAAGGAUUAUCUCUUAUUGAUCCAGUGUUACUACAGGAGGAAAUCUAAACUAAACUGACUUUAUUUAUACUGGAUAGCUCUAUCAGUUCUAAACUGUUCUCCUUAUAGACGAGUUGUAUGAACAAUAAUAGUUUACUUUUUUUAAGAUGUUCUCGAGAAAACUGAAGACCAAUCACAGCACAACUACAGCGUCGUUGUUUGGGAAAGCGAGUCAAGUGGAAACAUGGAAUGGGUCGUGGAAGAUUCAUUUGGAAUCGAAGAAGACUUCAAGGGUUCCGAAUCCACGCAACACGCAUGCGCUCGAUGGUUCUCGUGUGAAAAUGGCCUUUUUGUAUUGGUGGUCGGCAUUGGCAGUUUGAUACAUCUAUACAGUCUGGUUGAGACUCCAAUGGGAGAGCAAGGUUUUAAAGAAGGGUCUAUGGGCCAUCGCUAUAAAAAGAUCACCUCAGUUGAGACUCGAAGUUGUGCUACACCCAGUGAGCUAGGUAAGUGUUAUACUGGGUAGCUCUAUCAGUUCUCCAUUAUUGAUCCGGUGUUACUACAGGAGGAAACCUAAACUAAACUAACGUUAUUCAUACUGGAUAGCUCUAUCAGUUUUAAACUGUUCCCUGUAGAGGUCCAGUAAGCGUCAUCUCUUACUGAUCCAGUGUUACUACACGAGAAUCUUGAAAAAAUCUGCGAUAUUUAAUACAGUCAAAGCAGCACUAACCACUCGUAUAUUCCGUUAAGGGAUCUUUAUUUCCUUUGUCCGUCGCGGUUUGCUCGUUGUGGGGAUUGGGUACGAGGUCCAUGUUUACUCUCAGUGGAAGGAUGAGAAGACCACUGACAAGGAUGUCGUACCUUCCGAUGCUCUCCGAAGUCCAGGACUGUUUAACGAGGUUCUCCGACGCAAUCCGACGUUACCGCAGUACCAUCCGAAGUAUCUGAUGGAGUUACUGGACUUUGGGAAACUGAGAAGAGUUCGCGCGAUCUUGAAUCAUUUGGUAAGUGCUCAGUGGAAUGAUUCCUUCUGCAAAACUCUUAUAUCGAGUGAUAUGCCCGAAAUCCUGAUCUUUUUACCAUGAAUUUAAAGCCUGAACUUAAGCACUGAACUUAAGCACUGAACUUAAAAGUCUGACAACGCUUUACUGUAGCAAUGUCUAGUUUUAAAUACGCGAAGUAACUGCAACUAUGUUGUUAGUUUUUCUAAAUUUUAUAUUUUCCCAUAUUUUGUCUUCAGGUUCGUUGCGUUGCGGGCGAGGAGGCGAUACAAGCUGCGGUGUACCAUAACGACGAUACCUCGCGUAACAGAACAAGAAGUGUCAUCAGUACAUUAAGUCGAACAACAUCUCUUUCCACCACUCCAGUUGAUACUCCGGCCAGAGCUGGAGAGACGAGUCAUCAUUCGUGUGUUGAUUGUAUCCCUCCCAUACCAAUCUUUGAUUUACUGGCUGCAGAUAAUGAUGAUAGUGGGAACAGCCAUAGAGGUAUGAACUAACUAACUUUACUAACUAGCUUUAUACUGGGUAGCUUUAUGAGCCCGGUGUUAUUAUGCAGAAGGAGACCUAAACUAACUUUAUUUAUACUAGAUAGCUCAAUUCUAAACAGUUCUUACUAGAGGUCCAGUAAGGCCGAUCAUUUAUUGAUCCAGUGUUGCUACCGGAGGAAACCUAAACUAAACUAACUUUAUUUAUACUAGAUAGCUCUUUCAAUUCUAAACUUUUCUUCCUAGAUGUCCAGUAGGGAUCAUCGAUUAUUGAUCCUACAGUAACCUAAACUAACUUUAUUUAUACUGGAUAGCUCUAUUACUUUUAAACUGUUCUCUAUGGAGGUCCAGUAAGGAUCAUUCAUUAUUGCUCCAAUGUUACUACAGGAGGCAAUUGGAAUACGCGAAGAAAACUUCAAACGUCAAAGAUAAUGGGGCUGGUUGUCAUAAUUAUUAUUUUUUAACUUUUUUCUUAGAUGGUGUAAACACGGAUACAAAUGCUACCAAGGAACAACCAGAGGAAAAUGACUACAGUGAAUUGUUCAGUACUUCGUUGAAGAAUAGUUUUGAGUCUGAGAUUUCAGACCAUUUUCCAAUAAUUCACAGUUCCAGAGCGCCCAUGAGUCCUGUCCAUUUUGGUCUAGCACAAGCCGGGUUACUCUCAGAACACCUGAGUAAGAAACAGUUGCCAGGUUUGACAAGGACUGAGCAGCUGGAACUACAAGCGUUGGCUGAUACUCUCGCUACAACUAAAAAUGACCUCGAGGAAAGCACAUCGGAGAUUGAUAGAGGAUUAAAGUUUGCAAGAAAAUCUGACUUAGGUAGGUCUAAUAUGAAAUAUAUGGCACACAAGGAGAAUAUGUUAAUUAUAUAGAGAAUAAUACAUGGGUGCGCGGCAAUACCAGAUUUAUUUCGAGUGUUGAACAUGAUAUCUCGAGAGUGAGCGCAGCGAACGAGUACUUCAAAGUGAGUAUUCCAAGCAUCGGAAACUGGGAAACGCACCGGAAAUUGAUACCUUUUUCCAGAAAGCGGUAUCAAUUUCCCGUCCGUAAUACAAAAUGACUGAAAAACGGCAAACUUUACAGGGCUAUAUUAUCCGCAUUUUACAACAUUUAGCAACGAAACCUCGGAAUAUUAAUAAUUUUGUGAUGCUCUUUCAAGCUGUGAUGAAAUGUUUGUCUAGACUUGUCUAGAUCAAAAUUUUGUUCAUUAGGUUAAAGGUCCAUUGAUUAUGAAAAAUUUUUAUUUUGUGUUUGUAGCGAAAGAUGGAGUGACAGGCUUCAUGGGGGGACCAAGUGGGGGUGGUGGUGGUUAUGCUACUACAGGAAGUAUAGGAGCAACAGAGGGUAGUGGGGGUGAUGCUGUUGAUGAAUGUGGAUUAAGAUUCCUGUUAGCCAUGAGACAUCAUACUUGUCUGCUGAGAUCCCUACCACUCGUACCCAGGAGCCAGUUGGAGCGCAAGGUUUGUACGAUGUUAGCCAGUAAAACCGUCUGGCGUUAGAACUGAUAGAGCUAUCCAGUAUAAAUAAAGUUAGUUUAGUUCAGGUUUCCUUCUGUAUUAACACUGGGUCAAUAAGAGAUGAUCCUUACUGGACCUCUAGGAAGAACAGUUUAGAACUGAUAGAACUAUCCAGUAUAAAUAAAGUUAGUUUAGUUUAGGUUCCCUCAUGUAGUAAAAGUUAGUUUAUGUGAUUAUUUUAGGAAAACUUGUUUAAUUUAUCUAGGGUCUUUCGUCCUCGAAAUUCGUCUGGGCAUUUCAUUCCGAAACUCAAGAGGAGCUGCUCGCAAUGCUUCCUGGGAUGAUCUGGGGGGAGCCAUCAUGGAAGGAGUUGAGACAAUAUGGCGUUGGCUGGUGGAUUCAAAGUAACGAGACAUUGAGAAGACUGGUUGAGAAGGUUUGUAAAACAACCUAAACGGAUAGUAUAAGCAUAGAAUGAAACAUUAGGGUAGCCAACCAUUUAAAUUAUAUAUGUGAGUGAGAUAACUCACAUGCCUAGUUACCACUGUUCUGAUAAUGUAAGCAUAGAAUGAAACAAAGAUAAUCAAGCAUUGAAAUUAUAUAUGUGAGUGAAUUGGGUGGGAUAACUCACAUGUCUAGUUACCACUGUUCUGAUAAUGUAAGCAUAGAAUGAAACAAAGGUAACCAAACUUAACCUUUAUCUUAAGGUGGCUAAGACGCAGUUCAAUGCAAAGCAAGAUCCAAUGGAUUGUUCUCUCUUCUACAUGGCAAUGAGAAAGAAAACUGUCCUCCGAGGUUUAUUCAGGUAAAAUUUACGGAUUUAAAAAAAAACUUUGACAGUUUUCUACGCAAGAGAACCUAGAAGAAUUUUGUGUUUGAUAUAAAUUUCUUCGUUUUUACUCUUGUACUACUGCGCAGAAUCAGUCAGCGUUGGGUAGGCAAAUACAGUACAUCUAAUGAAAAGAAUUAAGAUAAUUUGGUAACCACAGGUUGAGCACCAUUGCUGCACGACAGUGCUUGGUGAAACCAUGCACAGUUAAAACUGGUUUUAUUUAUGGCAAAACCUACCCAUUUAACCAAAUGCAUUCUCUUCCCCAGGACCCAAGGUGACACGCGGAUGGCGACGUUUUUCGGGAACAAUUUUGCAGAAGAAAGAUGGCGGAAGGCGGCAUUAAAGAACGCUUACUCCUUGUUAAGCAAACAACGUUUUGAACAUGCUGUAGCAUUCUUUCUUCUCGCUGAUGCAUUGUGGGAUGCAAUACGACUAUGUAUCAGUCGUCUGAAAGACGUGCAACUGGCUUUAGUCAUUGCAAGGCUGUAUGACCUCAAUGCUGAGAAUUCCACUUAUAAAAAAGUUCUCAUUGAGUAUGUCUUGGGUCAUGAUGAGCGCAGCUGUGAGGCUAAAAAGGGUAAGAUUUAGCCUGCGAGCAGGCGUGUUUGCAUGAGGGCUUGCACACUUCUGUGUGGAAAGAUCACGUGAUGUAGCCCAAGGAUGUAUAUUACAUCUACAUGAUCUAAACAUACUUAUCUCAUCAGUGAGUUCUGUACUACAUGAGAUCACUUUAAGGUAGCUCACAUUCAAGAACAUGUACCACCUCCGUGUGAUCUAACCAUGCUUAACUCAGCAGUGAGUUCUGUACAACAUCAGAUCACUUUGAGGUAGCUCACAUUCAAGAACAUGUACUACCUCUGUAUGAUCCAACCACGCUUAACUCAGCAGUGAGUUCUGUACAAUAUCAAAUCACUUUAAGGUAGCUCUCAUUCAAGAACAUGCACAACCUCUAUAUGAUCUAACCACGCUUAACUCAGCAGUGAGUUCUGUACAACAUACCUCUAUAUGAUCUAACCGUGGUUAAGUUUACUUACAUGAGUUCUGUACAACACUUAAUGUAGCUCACAUUCACAAGGUUUUAGCCAUGUACAAAUAUAUUCGUUUCAAUUUUUCAUUUAGAUCCAUUUUUACGAAGCAUUGCUUACUGGGUAACAAAGAAAUACCACAAAGCAUUGCGCACCCUGUUACUUGAACCAGGCUCCGACGCGGACGAUAUAAAAUACAACAGACUUGCGGCCUCUGGUAGUCCCGAUAUUUUUAACUUUUACGUCUAUCUACGAACUCAUCCCGUGCUACGCCGAACACAAUUCGAGAAACACACGAAGGCUGGUACGCCUAAACUUCGGCGAAAGGUCAGAAAAUAGUAAUUAUUAUUUAUUUACGCCCCAGUUACACGAUACCUGAUUCGCAUCGAAGUGAGUCAAGCGACAUCAACCACGCUUUUCGGCCUCUUACAACUUUUCCUAUUUGAAGUUUUUGACUAAUUCUGUUAUAUUAUCAUGAUUUUGAGUGCUAAACUCCCCUUGAAACUGUAAAAUUUGAUGUCGUUCCGAUGCGAAUCUGGUAUCGUGCAACUGGGGCCUAAAUGUCGACUACACUGGGUAUAGUUGCCAAGUUUACCCGAGCUAGAGGCUUACGAUACAAGUGGUCGACAACUAAGUGUUAGUUUUUGGUGAGGGAGGAAUACUGGAAGGCCCAGAGAAAUACCCACGAAACACAAGAGAGAGCCAAGCAAAAUUUACUUGUAAAACAUGCAGGAGUUUUCAAAUGGUUUCGAUGGUACAAUCGUCCAAGCAAACGCCUUUCAACGCUCUACCGAAAGUCGUGGGUUUUCUCCGGGUGCUCCGGUUUCCUGCCACAGGGAAUGUCGACCCACCCUGGGUUGGGAUUAUCCCCCUAACUGACCCUUCCACUGUAGCUGUGCUCUGUGAUGAAACAUGAGUCAUAAGGUGGCUGCAAUAGGCGCCCUUAGAAAGCCUUCGACUCGAUCAGGUUGAGCUGCGUCCUUCGUAAUUCAGCUUAGCUCUCAGCUGUAAGUAAGGAUUAUUAUAGCACACCUCACACUUAUUUAUAAAGUUGCCUAACCUGAAUAAAUCCCGUAUCCUCGACCUACAUUAGCAAGCCUACUUAGUGGUAGGGGGAGCAGGCUAAUCGCAUCUGCUACUAACAUGUGUAAUAUAAGUUUUAAUAAUUGUAUUAUAUAGGUUUUCGAACGUCAACAGAGCUUAAGUGAAGUAGUCAUGUUGACUUUACCGCUGACAGCGUUUGAACGAAGAUUGUAUUAUAUGACGGCGCAUAAUCAUUAUAAUGCUGGAUGUCCAGAUUUAUCAUUGCAAGUAUUGUUGGAUCUGCCUCCCCCGGAAAAUGAUAGCACUUCGGUAAGUAACAGGGGGGGCUUUGGUUUUUAUGGAUUUCUCAAACGUGGUGGUCCAGUGUAGGUAGUAUUCUACAAUAAACUGUCGUGGUUUGUAUCUGAACUACCUGAAAAAGAUAUUUCAAACGUGGCGGGUCCAGUGUAGGUAGUUUUCUAAAAUAAGCUGUCGUGGUUUGUGUCUGAACUACCUGAAAAAGAUAUUUCGGACGUGGUGAUCCAUUAUAGGUAGCAUUAUACAAUAAACUCCUGUUGUUUGUCUCUGAAAUACUCAAAUACGUUUCAUUUUGUUUAGAAAAAUGAUGAAUCAUUCACUGCAAGUGAAAGUGAGGAAAAUUCACAAGACAAAAAUGAAAAUAUGAUUAACACGGGAACACUAGCUAUGGACUGGAGUCGACCUGUUUCUAACAGACUUCGAAAUGAUGGUCAGAGCAGUUCAGAUUUCGAUUGGAGCCAGCCUCUCUCUACAAAACUCAGCGGAAAAGGACAGAACAGCUCUGAUUUCGAUUGGAGCCAACCUGUUUCAAGUAAGCUUACUGGCAACGAUCAAACCAGUUCCACUUUUGAUUGGUCGCAGCCUGUCUCGUCUGCCCUCAGCAGUUCUGGAAACACAAACGACGUACUUAAUGGUACUGACUCAGUCUCGCCUCGGUCUGGGUUUAAAAAUAAUUUGGUUAGCAAUCAAACCAGUUCAGGCUUUGAUUGGAGUCAAUCUGUCUCUGCAGUGUUAGGAGGCAGUGGUCUACAGGAUACUUCAAAUAAAACUGAGUGUAAUGAUCGCAGUUCAGCUAAGGACUGUGUUGUGGAUUCGAACAAUGAAAGAAAUGAUUCUGAAAAUAGUCAGAACACUUCCAUGGAACUUCACUUAAGCGAGAAUGAAAGACCGAUUGAAGACUUUAAUGCCAUCAAUUCAAGUGAAUCACAGAAUAACGACGCUAUAGCACAGAGAUUAAAAUUCAGAGCUUGCUUAAAGCUAGUGGUCGAAGAACUAUGUACGCUUCCCCACCAUUGUGAGAUCCAUAAUAAAGACUUAAGAUCCACGUUCACAGCCUGGUUAAAAAAAGAGCUAGACUUGAUACAUCGAAUUUGUGAUUUUGAACGAGAUGGGACGAAAACUGAAUCCUUGCUUCCACUGAAAGUGAGCACUCCGACCGGUGUCGAAACAGGUACAGUCUCUCUUAAAAUAGCAUGUUAAAACGGUCUUUAAACUGAACUAACUUUAUUUAUGUAAGGGCCACUCCAAAAUUGGUCCAGUGUUACUACAGGAGUAAACCUACAGCCCUAUCAGUUCUAAACUGUUCUUCCAAGAGGUGCAGUAAGGAUCACUACAAUACUGGUCCAGUGUUACUACAGGAGAAAACCUACAGCCCUAUCAGUUCUAAACUGUUCUUCCAAGAGGUGCAGUAAGGAUCACUACAAUACUGGUCCAGUGUUACUACAGGAGGAAACCUACAGCUCUAUCAGUUCUAAACUGUUCUUCCAAGAGGUGCAGUAAGGAUCACUACAAUACUGGUCCAGUGUUACUACAGGAGGAAACCUACAGCUCUAUCAGUUCUAAACUGUUCUUCCAAGAGGUGCAGUAAGGAUCACUACAAUACUGGUCCAGUGUUACUACAGGAGAAAACCAGAGUACGCGGAAGAAAGCUGUUUGGUAAUUAAUGUCAGACUUGAAUCAGACAAUCGCAUAUUGCAGGAAUCGGAAAGCGUUGACAGUGCUAUGAUUUUUGUUUUAGGAUCUGAUGAAUCUUUUAGCGAUCUAGUCGGAGAUUCUCCAAAUGAGAAAAAUAAUUUCGCCAAAAAAGUUGAGAUUUCUGCACAGCAUAUUGAAUGGUUGAAGGGAAAUCAGACAUUAUUGAACAUCUUGUUGAAUUACUGUACGCUACACGGCGCUUGUGGCGGCGAUGUGGCAAGUAAGUUGAACUGAUAUUUUGGUUUUGUAAAAUGACCUGAUUCAUAGUAGAGACGGAUCAUCCGUCUAAUCCGCGUAUUUUGCCAACGUGACUUUAUGCAUUUCUUAUCCUAAUGAUAUAUUCAUUUCUCUCUAGCAAUGAAAGUUGAACUUUUAAUUUUAAUUCAUGAGCUGGAACAGCAACGUCACCUCAUGUCACCGCUGUAUCUAACAUCCGCUGGCUCAUCAAUACCCCCAUUAAUCUUAGCGACUAUGGUAUCUACUUUCUCACUGGGUGCCAGUCCUUUCACCUAUCUCUCGUCCAUGACGCAAGAUAUAUUGAAAUACCUUACCAAGUUACCAGGCCCUCCGAACCCAGCGCAACCUCUUGAGAUGGUGUCCGUGUUACGAAGUAUGAGUGCAACUCUGUCUGCUUGUGUUUUUCAAAGUCUGGUUUGUGGACGAGACGAGAGUGACAGUAAUGAAUCUAGUAAGUGAAACUUAAUCUUUAUAAACUAACAUUUAUACUGGAUAGCUCUAGCAGUUCUAAACUGUCCUCUCUAAGAGGUCCAGUAAAGAUCAUUUCUUAUUGAUUCAGUGUUACUACAGGAGGAAAACUAAGCUAGCUUUAUUUAUACUAGAUAGCUCUACCAGUUCUUAACUGUUCUUCCUAGAGAUCCAGUUAGGAUCAUAUCUUAUUGAUCCAGUGUUACUACAGGAGGAAACCUAAACGAAACUAACGUUAUUUAUACUGGAUAGCUCUGUCAGUUCUGGACUCUUUACUAGAGGUCCAGUAAGAAUCAUCUCUUAUUGAUCCAGUGUUACUACAGGAGGAAACCUAAACGAAGGUGUUGCAGUUGAACACAAAGGGGUUACAGUUUUUUAUCAUUACAGGAGGGACCAGCCCAAUUCACGAUCGUCCGGGAAGCUCUUUCGGCGUGAGCAGUAAAAGAAGACCCACGUCAUCUCCCAACAAAUGGCCGGGUGUCCGGCUCUUACGUUCUCUUCUUAUUACUGAGGCGAAAGACAACGCAUCGAAACUCAAGGUAAGUAAAACUUGACUUCUGUUUUUAACUGGAUAGCCCUAUAAGUUCUAAACUGUUCUUCCUAGAGGUCCAGUAAGGGUCAUCUCUAAUUGAUCCAGUGUCACUUCAGGAGGAAACCUAAACUAAACUAACUUUAUUUAUACUGGAUAGCUCUAUCAGUUCUAAACUGUUCUUCCUAGAGGUCCAGUAAGAAUUAUCUCUUAUUUAUCCUGUUUACUACAGGAGGAAACAUAAACUAAACUGACUUUACUUAUAAGUUCUUUGAAUGUUUGCAUGGCGAUAAAAUAUAAUUGUUUUUGUUUGUGGAAACACCACGUAAAUUUAUUACUGCAAAAAAAUUAAAUAAAUAAAUUAAAUAAAUAAAUAAAAUUAAAUAAAAAUAAUUAUUACUUUUAUUACUUUUUUGCAGUAAUAAAUUUACGUUGUGUUUUGACUUUACUUAAUUAUACUGGAUAGCUCUAUCAGUUCUAAACUGUUCUCCUUGAAAGUCAACCAUUGCCUGUUACUGCAGGAGAAAUCCGGAGCACUAUUAAUAAGAGAGAACCAAACCGGAAAAACUCUUCUCGCAUGUAACUGAAGGAAAUUAAUCUCUUUCAGGUUCUCCUAUGUGAGAUAUGCGUAGCGAUCUAUCUCAGUCUUCUUGCAAUAGCAUGGUGCGAGAAUGACCCUAACCAACUUUACUACAUCAUCUGUAACAACCUCACCGCUGACAUGUGGGGAAUUACUUUUGGUGGUGGGCGCAUGGUGAAAGAUCAAAGACCGCUGAGUCCAGAUGACAGCAGGCGUCAAUCAACAUCACCCUCCCCCCAGGCACAGGGUAUCGACUGGGCGGCCAAGCGAAGACAGUGGAAUUUUAAACUGUUGCAAACUCCCACCAAGGUGGUGAAUAAAUCUGAGAAGAAAGCCAGUGAGAAUGAAGAGUUCCUACCACCACAGGUGUCCCUGAUGGAAUAUUUUCUACGAAAGGUUAGUAGCAAUAGGUAGUAGCUAGAUAGAGGUUAUUCAUCUAUCAUGGAAGCCCCUGUCCAUCUAUCAUGGAAGCUCGAUGUCCACUGGGCUUAGAGUUAAAAGGAUAUAAUAGAAAAUACCAAACAGAAAAUACCAAAUAGAAAAUAUCAAAUAGAAAAUACCAAAUAGAAAAUACCAAAUAGAAAAUACCAAAUAGAAAAUACCAAAUAUCAAAUAGAAAAUACCAAAUAUCAAAUAGAAAAUAUCAAAUAGAAAAUAUCAAAUAGAAAAUAUCAAAUAGAAAAUACCAAAUAGAAAAUACCAAAUAGAAAAUACCAAAUAGAAAAUACCAAAUAGAAAAUACCAAAUAGAAAAUACCAAAUAGAAAAUACCAAAUAGAAAAUAUCAAAUAGAAAAUACCAAAUAGAAAAUACCAAAUAGAAAAUACCAAAUAGAAAAUAUCAAAUAGAAAAUAUCAAAUAGAAAAUACCAAAUAGAAAAUACCAAAUAGAAAAUAUCAAAUAGAAAAUACCAAAUAGAAAAUACCAAAUAGAAAAUACCAAACAGAAAAUAUCAAAUAGAAAAUACCAAAUAGAAAAUACCAAAUAGAAAAUAUCAAAUAGAAAAUAUCAAAUAGAAAAUAUCAAAUAGAAAAUAUCAAAUAGAAAAUAUCAAAUAGAAAAUAUCAAAUAGAAAAUACCAAAUAGAAAAUAUCAAAUAGAAAAUACCAAAUAGAAAAUACCAAAUAGAAAAUAUCAAAUAGAAAAUAUCAAAUAGAAAAUAUCAAAUAGAAAAUAUCAAAUAGAAAAUAUCAAAUAGAAAAUAUCAAAUAGAAAAUACCAAAUAGAAAAUAUCAAAUAGAAAAUACCAAAUAGAAAAUACCAAAUAGAAAAUACCAAAUAGAAAAUAUCAAAUAGAAAAUAUCAAAUAGAAAAUACCAAAUAGAAAAUACCAAAUAGAAAAUAUCAAAUAGAAAAUACCAAAUAGAAAAUAUCAAAUAGAAAAUACCAAAUAGAAAAUACCAAAUAGAAAAUAUCAAAUAGAAAAUAUCAAAUAGAAAAUAUCAAAUAGAAAAUAUCAAAUAGAAAAUAUCAAAUAGAAAAUAUCAAAUAGAAAAUACCAAAUAGAAAAUAUCAAAUAGAAAAUACCAAAUAGAAAAUACCAAAUAGAAAAUAUCAAAUAGAAAAUAUCAAAUAGAAAAUAUCAAAUAGAAAAUAUCAAAUAGAAAAUAUCAAAUAGAAAAUAUCAAAUAGAAAAUACCAAAUAGAAAAUAUCAAAUAGAAAAUACCAAAUAGAAAAUAUCAAAUAAAAAAUAUUAAAUAGAAAGUAUCAAAUAGAAAAUAUCAAAUAGAAAAUAUCAAAUAGAAAAUACCAAAUAGAAAAUACCAAAUAGAAAAUACCAAAUAGAAAAUAUCACAUAGAAAAUAUCACAUAGAAAAUACCACACAGAAAGUAUCAAAUACCAAAUAGAAAAAAGUGAAUGAAAUUGUGUUUUGCAGCCUAAAGAGGACCCCAGGAAAACAUAUCACUUCGAUUCUGAAGCCUCACUCUCGUCUGACUCGGAGGAGUCUGAUGACGCAUUUGAAGAUGAAGCUGGAAGAGUGAUUGUGACGCCGAAACGAAAGAAAGUCAAGCCUCUCGAUCAUCUCGACCCGAAGUCAUUCAGUUGGAAGUUGAUGAAUUACGCUAUCAGCGCAUUGGUCUGUCAUGAUGUUAACAUAUUUCUCGCUAAUGUUGGUUUGGAGAUCUCAGGUAAGAAAUUUAAGCUUUUAAGUUGGGUGUUCUUAUGUACUUGUGGUGUGCUAUUGGGGUGGUCAUUGGUAGUCAGUUCCUGUACUUUUUACCUCCGGGACUUUAUUCCUGCAAUAUGCAGUCUCAUUCUCAUCUCAGCUCAAUCACAUCUGAGAAGAGUGCUUCUAGUUUAACUCUACCAAACACUGCGAGUCUCUCCGGUACCAACACUGAACCAAUAAGUGAUGAUCUUACUAGACCUCUUGGAAGAACAGUUUAGAGCUGACAGAGCAAUGUAAUAUAAAUAAAGUUAGUUUGGCUUUAGCCAAGUAAAAGUUCUACAGAUUUUCAUUGGUUUCAAAUUUGUUUAAUUUUUUUCCUAGAUUUGCCUACAGUGUCUCCCUUACUUCACUCAGCUGUUAAAAUGCUAGAUCACUGGAAACAAGUAUUGUUCUCAAAGUUGAAGAAAAGCGGUCCAGCUCCAGAUAACUAUAUCAGUCUUUACUCGGUUGAACAGGACGAGUUCUCGAGGGGAGGACCGACAUUAAUGAAAUAUAAAGCACUUAUUGAUCCUACUAAUACACCAUUCAGGUGAGUGUAGAACUGAUAGAGCUAUCCGAUAUAAAUAAAGUUAGUUUAGUUUAGGUUUCCUCCUGUAGUAACACUGGAUCAAUAAGAGAUGGUCUUCACUGAACCUCUAGAGAGAACAGUUUAGAACUGGUAGAGCUAUCCAGUAUAAAUGAAGUUAGUUUAGUUCAGCUUAGCAUAAGUACCUGAGACUAAUACACUCGUGUAAAUUGAUUUUUUACUACAGGUCAAUAAGUGCAACAGCAAACCCUGCAAAGAGAUUGUGGCACACGCUUGUAAUCAAAGAACAACUACAAAAAAUCUUCCUAGAUUUUGCGUUUGGUCAAAAUUCUUUCAGAGCUGACAAAUCUACAGGCGUGGUAAGUACACACAGAGCGUUGUGUUAACACUGGUGAGAUUUUAAGAAGAUGUCUACUAUUUUAUGUUUUUCAGGUGGAUGAGGUAGACAGCGGUGACGAUUCAGAAGCCAAAAUUCUUUACAAAGAUUCAGAAGCGAUCAAUUCAUUCUGCAUCAGCAAGACAGUCAUGAUGCGUGUUGUGGUCGCCACAAUGCGAGAUGUCCAGGAAAUCGAUAUUUCUAACAUGAUGGGAAUUUCUCGAACAUUUUAUGUCGAUGAGAAUGUCAGCUCUGAUCCUGAGAAUAGAAAGAGGUGUGUUGGUCGGCUGUAUAAUAAUACCCUGGGUGUUGCAUUAAUGCAUGUUCCUUUCGCGUCUGAGGUUUGCUUUCUACAACGUACAGUUGUGUGAUUAUACUUCCAUCUAGUCGCAUGUUAGAGGAGGGCUUCCAGUUUGACUCUACAAUAAGGGAUGCUUCUUACUGGACUUCCAUUGAGAACAGUCUCAAUGUAGUUAGUUUAGUUUAUAUUUCCCCCUGUAGCUUAACACACUAGUAACACUGGAUCAAUAAGAGAUGAUCCUUACAGGACCUCUAGGAAGAACAGUUUAGAACUGAUAGAGCUAUCAGUAUAAAUAAAGUUAGUUUAGUUUAGGUUUCCUCCUGUAGUAACACUAGAUCAAUAAGAGAUGAUCCUUACAGGACCUCUAGGAAGAACAGUUUAGAACUGAUAGAGCUAUCAGUAUAAAUAAUGUUAGUUUAGGUUUCCUCCUGUAGUAACACUGGAUCAAUAAGAGAUGACUAUACUGGACCAUUAGGGAAAACAGUUUAGAAAGCUAUCUAGAACUAUUUAGUACGAUUUUACUUGCUGGUGGUCUUCACCUUCAGUGCCUUCUCGAAGGUUAACAGCCAGUAUUUCUCUUUUCUUUCUCAUAGUGAUCAAGAAGAUUUUACAAUGAUCUAUAAUAGUGGUGAUCCAAGUCAACAAGCUGUCUUUGGUGGGAUGGCUGCGCAAUCUGGUGUUGGAUCCUCUGUGGUACGUUCAUUCGUGAAGUUUUAGGAAAUGUUAGGGUCAAAGCCAAAAGAAAGCCAAAGGAACAAUUUCUGAAGGCCUUUGAAUAACUGUGUCCGCCAUUCAAUACAAUAUAUAAUCAUUGUAUAUUCUCAUCAUUUGAUGUAGAUGUUCAAACGAAAUGUCUCUGGGAUAAAAAGACUGGAAGAACAUCCUAAUUUACAUUACUGUAAGUAUUCUUAUUAUGGCAGUACAGUGGGUUGUAUGUUCAUUUCUCUCGCUAGGGUUCAAUUCCAGCAAUAUUCAGUUGCCUCAGAUAAAUUCGCAUGUGAAAAGAAUGCUUCCAGUCAGACUAGACAAUGCAAGUUUUCUCCAGAUACUUCCACUUUCCUCCUGUAGUAUUUCACGAAGUCUUUCUUACUCAUUUUACUUCAAUUUUAUAUGUAUUAGAUUUAGCCGGCGGCCAUGAUGGAAGUCUGCGCAUCUGGGAGCUUGGGCACGACCAUGAAAUUGCUACGUAUCGCGAAAGCGGGAAAUAUCAACGUGUCACGAAAGUUCAUUUUAGUCCGCACGGUGGCAAGGUAAGACAACACGCGAGAAAUAGACCUUACCGAUUAUUCUCUUUUACCCAAUGGCCUCGUUUCCAUGUUAACUUAUUUUAGCAUGUCAGGGGCAGAUAAAGACUAUAUUCCCAUGUUUUCGUGGACGAAUUAGUUUCUUGCUGUUCUUAGGCUCAAUAACAAAGUAAUUUUCAACCCUACUAAGCACAGAACAUGAGUAAGUAUUUGACACGAAAACGAGGCCAUUGGGUGAAUAAUCAGUAAGGUCUAUUGUUUCACACAUAGUGAAAUUACCAUUAACUUCAGUAAACGUUGUAAAGAAUUCACAUUUUAUGGGGCCCCCCUUUUAUUGUCACUGUGAUAAAUGCUAGUUGACCACCAUCCUUUAGAAAACCCACUUUUACUAAGCUUUGUUUCAUUUAUUUUUUGUAGUUUGGUGUGAUUGACUUUGGUGGGCAACUUGCAUUGUAUCAAUGUCUAAACACAGCAAACACGACAGCUUUUACGGUAAGUGAUUGAAAUAAUUCCUGAACUGUCCUCCCUAGAGAUCCAGUAAGGACCAUCCACAAUUUGAUGUAGUGUUACUAAAGUAGGACACCUAAAACAAAUCAGUUUUAUUUAUACUGGAUAGCUCUAUUAUUUUCAAAUUUGCUGUCCCAGAGGUCCAGUAAGAACCAUCACUAACAGGUCCAGUAAGAACCAUAACUUGUUGGUCCAGUGUUACCACAGGAGGAAACAAGAGUACCAGGUGAAAACCAAUGAUGCUUGGUAGAGUCAAACUGGAAGCACUGUCCUCACAUGCGACUGACGGUGAAAUAUAAUCAACUCUCACAGAGGCACUAACCACUGUGGUAGCAACACCUUCAACGCUCUGUUCUGUUUUUCUUGUAGACUUUGAAAUGUCAUAAUAAACAAGGAAAUGACUUCGCUUUUCUUGGAUCUACCAGUCUCCUCGCAACUGCUGGCUAUUCCACUGAUGGAAAGUAAGUACACCACUGCACAUAUACCAAAACUUAAUAUGAUCCAAUGUUAAUAUAUUUCUUUAUAUUUUAGCAAUGUCUGUCUCUGGGAUACGCUACUUCCACCUUCAUCUUCGCUUGUACACGGUAACUAAAAAAAUCCGGAAACUAAACUACUCGUAAUUGUUUGUUAUUUUGUACUGUCGAUCGAUUGAAGGCGACCCCUAAUAAAUUAGCAGGGUAUUGAACUGAUUCGUUCUUGAAUAAAUCCCAUUUUAUUUGUCCAGGACAACUUUACGAACAGACUCACUGCAUCCAAUGCCAAUCUAAGUCAAAACAAUAAGUGACUGGAUGGCAUGGAGAAGAGUGGGAUUUUCAAAAGAAAAGAAUAAGAUAGUAGAACAUGCUCUUCACAUGAUUGUAAUGCUAAGUGUAACACGAAGCCCAUUCGACUGUCUGCCUAUUUAUUCCUACUCUUUUUGCUUUCAGGUUUUAACUGCCAUGAAAGUGGCUCUCCCUGUGUUGUCUAUGUUCCUGGCAAAAGACUCUUGUUAUCUGGCGGUCGCAAAGGCGAUGUCUGUAUCCUUAAAAUAUAUCACUAUUGGUGGGUUACAGCUUGCCUUGCAGGGCAACAGAUGAUGGUCCUUAUACUACAUAUGUUUCUCUAGCCUGCGUGGGUUCUCACAAGAUAAAACACACUCCGAAAAAGUAACAUCUUGUAAACUUGAACAAGACAACAAAAUUCAAGGUGAUGAUAGUUCGACUAUUUUAAAGUCAUUGUCAACUUUGAAAUAGACUCGAAAUAGCAGCUUGAAUUUUGUUGUCUUGUCUCAGCAGUUCGUAUAUUGAGUUAGAAGAUGUUAUCACAGAAUAGAGACUAUACAGAAGAUCGACUAAUUAGCCAGUGCGCUUAUGAGAGGCACUCACCCCCCUGAUAAUAUUCAAAAUGGCGGACGUUCAGGGGGGAAUGCCUACAUUUCGUGAAAUUUUCUGAUGGUAAAAGAUUUUGAUAAACUGCAGGUUGAUGGUACUUACUAAACCUACCAUGAUAGUUCCGAACUUGGUUCUAGUCACUGUCCAAGGUUUCUUAACGAUCACUCAGGUAUAUUCGACUUGCGACAACGACAGUUAAUGCAGACAUUUACUGCGCAUGACAGUGACGUCAAGAGCAUAGCAGUGGAUGAGAGUGAGGAAUUUUUUGUGACAGGAUCUGUUGAUGGCGAUAUUAAGGUGGGUCAGAACUAAACUAAGUUUAUCUGUCUCCCGAGGUCCAGUGAGUACCAUUCCUCAUUUGGUCACUACAACCCAGAGAAAACAUUUGGUGUUUCGUUACAGUCAAGCUGGAAGCACUCUUCUCACAUGUGACUGAGUUGAAAUUAUAAUCAGACAACUGCAUAUUGCAGAAAUGAAACCUCAGUUACAGAAAUGUAUGGAGCUGAUGAGCUAUCCAGUAUAAAUAAAGUUAGUUUAGUUUAGGUUUCCUCCUGUAGUAACACUGGAUCAAUAAGAGAUGAUCCUUACUGGACCUCUAGGAAGAACAGUUUAGAACUGAUAGAGCUAUCCAGUAUAAAUAAAGUUAGUUUAGUUUAGGUUUCCUCCUGUAGUAACACUGGAUCAUAAAGAGAUGAUCCUUACUGGACCUCUAGGAAGAACAGUUUAGAACUGAUAGAGCUACCCAGUAUAAAUAAAGUUAGUUUAGUUUAGGUUUCCUCCUGUAGUAACACUGGAUCAAUAAGAGAUGAUCCUUACUGAACCUCUAGGAAGAACAGUUUAGAACUGAUAGAGCUAUCCAGUAUAAAUAAAGUUAGUUUAGUUUAGGUUUCCUCCUGUAGUAACACUUGACCUCUAGGGAGAACAGUUUAGAACUGACAGAACUUCCCAGGAUAAAUAAAGUAUUUUGUUUAAAUGUAGUUUUCUGUCGUUUAGGUUUGGAAUCUUCUGGCACAUAAAGAACUUCUCUCGUACCCUGGUGAACACGGCAAGAGCAAUUAUCAACUCAUAAAGCUGGGCACUCAGGGAGUACCGCGGGUUUGCCUUCAACCUGGGGGCCAGAUGUACUCUUGCGGGGGAGAUGGGACCCUAAAAUGGCGACAGCUUCCCCUUAAAAAUCUGAUUGUAAAUUCACCAUUUUAGUAUUUGUAGGUAGAGAAUUAAUUUAAUAAAUUAAUGUAGAUUGUGUUCGCGAUAAUGCCAAAUGACCACAUUAAAAUGUUGGGGUUAAAA
This is a messenger RNA of Paramuricea clavata, 24895 nucleotides long. The record is from the annotation of a GenBank genome assembly. Lineage: Eukaryota; Metazoa; Cnidaria; Anthozoa; Malacalcyonacea; Plexauridae.